This is a messenger RNA of Sander lucioperca (pikeperch), 5220 nucleotides long. RefSeq names its product tenascin R (restrictin, janusin) (gene tnr). The record is from RefSeq and is a predicted model, not a curated record. The coding region runs from base 611 to 4810 and encodes 1399 amino acids. The transcript is spliced from 34 exons. Gene Ontology annotation, molecular function: protein binding. Lineage: Eukaryota; Metazoa; Chordata; Actinopteri; Perciformes; Percidae.
CUGGAUUUUAUGUGGUUGAUUGACUAGCUAGCUACACCACUCGCAUGUUAUUGGAACAAGGUGGGUUUUGCUUAUUUUUUUUCAGCAAAUAUUGCUAAGAUGCCUGCUUCACCUCUGCUGACGGUGCCAACUCAAAUUCUGGAGCAACUUCACAUCACAGCUUCAUGUUCUCUCUGUGUGAGGCAGAGUGAGCGGCAGAGAGGAGAGAGCACAUCUGAGUCUCGUAACAGCAGGACCACGUACCACUUGGCCGAGAGAUCGAUGCAUUUAUGCCAAGCCACACAGGAAGGGUGAGCGGCCCGUAGGACGUCCGUGUACUGCCACAGAAAGAGAGAGCGAAAGAGAGAGGAGCGAGAGGAGAGUGAAGGGAGAGAGAGGGGAGAAGAUAUUCAAGGCCAAUUUAAAGGCUUUCAGCUGGUCACUCGGAGCAGCUGCAGCCCAGAGGACCAACACUAAAAGGAUCAACUCUGGUGGGUGCCCUCAAGGUGCAGAGUCGGACAGAGACUGGCAACAAGAGAACAAAGUACUCACAGAAAAGGGGCUUAUUGUGCAUCUAUCAACCUGAAGCACAUCUAAUCAGACAAUUAGCCCUCAUCUUGGGCUAAUUUCCAUGUGUGAGUGGACAGGAGUGGUGAGGUUUCUUCCCAGCAUGCAACUGGCACAGCAACAUAACAGGGCCACUGUGCCCACAGCAGGCUGGAUCCUAGUUUUGGCUCUCUUUCUUGCUCUACAGGGUGCCGCUCAUGCUGCUCCAUCAGGAGACAGCAAGCUGGUUCGUACCACCAGAGUGAGGAGACAGACCCCAGGGGGGAAUCAGCCCCCCUUUGCUUCCUCAGCCAACGAAACCCUGCGGGAGCAACCUGUGGUCUUUAACCACGUCUACAACAUCAAUGUACCCUUGGAGUCUCUGUGCUCUGUCGACCUGGAUGCCUCCGCGCCACCCGCCCCAGGUGACGGUUCUCGUGCCGAGUUGGGGUCCACACCUUCUGUAGAUGGUCAAAUGGAUUUAAAUGGACCAACGGAAUACACUGAGCAGACGCUGGAUGCUGAUAGCCAGGUAACAUUUACUCACCGCAUCAACAUUCCAAAAGCUGCAUGUGGUUGUCCAGCAACAACUACAAUCCAGCAACUUGCCACCAGGGUGGAGAUGCUGGAGAGAGAAGUUUCACUGCUCAGAGCUCAGUGUGGGUCUGGAUGCUGUGGGGAGAGCUCAGCCAUGGGUCAUAUGGACUUUGUCCCAGGCUGCAGUGGCCAUGGCAGCUUCAGUUUCGACCUGUGUGGCUGCAUCUGUGAGGAAGGUUGGUCCGGCAAAAACUGUUCGGAGCCUCGCUGCCCGGAUGACUGCUCCGGCCAGGGGGUGUGCGUGGAAGGGGAGUGCGUGUGUGACCGUGACUUUGGAGGCGACAACUGCUCAGAGCCGCGGUGCCCUUCAGACUGCUCGGGUCGCGGGUUGUGUAUCGAUGGGGAGUGUGUGUGCGAAGAGUCCUUCACUGGCGAAGACUGCAUGGUCGGGAGAUGUCUUAACGACUGCUCGGAUCAAGGGCUGUGCAUCAACGGGACGUGCCAGUGCAGGCCUGGGUACGUGGGAGAGGACUGCUCGCUGGUCUACUGUGCCAACAACUGCAGCAAGAAGGGAGUCUGCAAGGAGGGAUUCUGUGUCUGCCAGGAUGGAUUUGCAGGAGAUGACUGCAACUCUGUGGCACCGGCCAUGAAUGUGAAGAUACGAGGCGUGACUGAUAACACUGUUGACGUGGAGUGGGAGGGGUCAGUUGUGAUGACAGAUUUCUUAGUGACCUACACACCAAGCAGCCCUGGAGGUGUGCAACUUGAGAUAAGGAUUCCAGGCAACACCACCACCUGCACUAUCUCAGGCCUGGAGGCAGGCAUGGAGUACAACAUCAACGUGUUUGCUGUCAUUAACAACAGUAUCAGCGUCCCUGCCAGCAUUACUGUUUCGACCUAUCUCUCCAAUCCAGAUGGUUUAGUCUUCAAAUCUAUCACAGAGACGUCAGUGGAGGUCCAGUGGUUACCCUUCUACUAUUCCUUCGAUGGAUGGGAGAUCAGCUUCAUCCCCAAGGACAAUGAUGGAGGGAUGACUGCACAGCUGCCCAGCACCAUCACUUACUUUUUGCAGACUGGUUUGAGACCAGGGGAGGAGUAUACCGUUAACCUGGUGGCGCUCCGAGACCAGGGUCGAAGCCAGCCAGUCACUGCCACUGUCACAACAUUGAUUGAUGGCCCCACUCAGCUGAUUGUGCGGGACGUGUCAGACACCGUAGCAUUUGUGGAGUGGACACCACCAAAAGCAAAGAUUGAUCAGAUCGUGUUACGUUACGGCCUGGUGGGAGGAGAGGGUCCACGGACCACCUUCCGCCUCCAGCCCACACUCAGCCAGUACUCCCUGCAGGUUUUGCGUCCUGGCUCGCGUUACCAGGUGUCUGUGAGUGGAGUGAGAAAAGGAAAUGAAAGCGGAUCCAUUUCCACUGAAUUUACUACCGCUUUAUCGUUCUUCUCAGAGAUCGAUGCCCCCAAGAACCUGCGGCUUUUGUCCAAGACCUCCACCACUCUGGAGCUUGAAUGGGAAAACAGUGAGGCUGAGGUGGAGGGCUACCAGGUGGUGUACAGCACUUUAGCAGGAGACCAGUAUGAUAAAGUCAUUGUACCACGCAAUGAGGGAGCCACAACUAAGACCUCCCUCACAGACCUGCUGCCAGGCACAGAGUACGGCAUCGGCAUUUCUGCCAUGAAAGAUAACAACCAGAGUACACCAGCAACAAUGAACGCCAGGACGGGUCUGGAUGUGCCCAUGGAUCUAACUGUGACGGCUUCUACAGACAACACCAUCUCUUUGGUGUGGGGCGUGGUCCAGGGCCCCAUCGACCAUUACAAGAUCACCUACACAUCCUCCUCUGGCGUCGCUACUGAGCUGACGGUGCCUAAAGAUGUAACCACCACCACUCUGAUGGACCUUGAGCCUGGGACUGAGUACACCAUCACUGUGGCAGCGAGAAGAGGAAGGCAACAGAGCAAUGCAGCUACCAUAGAUGCCUUCACAGGAAUCAGGCCCGUAACCCACCUCUACUUGUCAGAGGUGACUUCAGACUCAGUGUCGGUGGCGUGGAGCGCCCCAGCACCGCCUGCUGACCUCUUCAUCCUGAGCUACAGCUCUGCAGACGGGACCGACACCUCUAAGGUGACACUGGACGGCUCCAAGACGAGGUCACUGGUCCAGGGGCUGCUGCCGUCUACUCAGUACACCGUCAGUCUAAUCACAAUACAGGGGGAUGUUACCUCUGAGCCCAUUACAGCAUCACUCACUACAGGCAUGGACCCACCAAAAGAGAUGACAGUGUCAGAUGUGACCGAAGACGCAGUGACUAUCUCUUGGAUCAGACCACUGGCCCCAUUUGAAUACUAUAAGCUGUCCUACCAAUCAGCCAGAGGUCGAGUGGACAGCGUGGUGAUUGACAGUGAUGUGACCAACUACACCUUGUCCAGCCUGUUUCCUGCUACAGAAUACGAAAUCAGCCUCAACGCUGUCAGAGGGAGUCAGGAGAGCAAAGUGGUCAGCACCUCCGUCUUCACAGCGAUGGACAUGCCAGCUGAGUUGACAGCUCUCAACAUCACUCCACAAGGAGCCCUGCUGAGAUGGAAUCCACCUGUUUCCAGCGUCGACAACUACGUUCUGACCCUCACACACAACCAGGUGACAGCUGACACUUUCCUUGUGGAAGGCAACAAGCAGGAGCACCAGCUGUCCAACCUUAAGCCAAGCACCACCUACUCUGUAGCCCUCUACGCCACCAAAGGACCCCUCACCAGCGGCACCGUCAUCACCAACCUCCAAACACCCAUGGACGCACCCCUGAACCUGACAGCCAGUGAAGUGAAUCACCGCAGCGCUCUCAUCUCCUGGCAACCGCCAAUCGCAGAAAUUGACAACUACAUGCUUACCUACAAGUCAACCGACGGCAGCCGCAAAGAGCUGAUCCUGGAUGCAGAGGACACCUGGAUUCGACUGGAGGGACUGGCUGAGACCACAGAGUACACUGUCAAGCUCCAGGCUGCAAAGGGACUUGACACCAGCGCUGUAGUCUCCACUACCUUCACUACAGGGAGUCGUCUAUUUGCAACACCUCAGAAUUGUGCCCAACACCUGCUGAAUGGAGAGACGCUGAGCGGCGUCUACACCAUUUACAUCAACAGAGACCCCAGCCAGGGCGUGCAGGUGUACUGCGACAUGACCACUGAUGAAGGAGGCUGGAUUGUAUUCCAGCGUCGUCAGAACGGCCUGACAGACUUUUCCAGGAAGUGGAGUGACUAUCGGGUCGGCUUUGGAAACCUGGAGGAUGAAUUCUGGCUUGGUCUUGACAACAUCCAGAGGCUUGCUGCUCAGGGCCGUUAUGAGAUGAGAAUUGACAUGAGAGAUGGACAGGAGUCAGUCUACGCCAAUUAUGACAAAUUCUCCAUUGGAGAUGCGAGAAAUCUCUACAAGCUCAGGAUAGGAGAGUACAAUGGCACUGCUGGUGACUCCCUGAGCUACCACCAGGGCCGGCCCUUCUCCACAAAAGACAGAGACAAUGACAUCGCUGUCACUAACUGUGCCUUGUCUUACAAAGGAGCCUGGUGGUACAAGAACUGCCACCGGGCCAACCUCAACGGCAAAUACGGCGAGUCCAGACACAGUCAGGGUAUUAACUGGUACCACUGGAAAGGCCAUGAGUUCUCUAUUCCCUUCGUGGAGAUGAAGAUGAGGCCAUUCAACUUCCGUAGCAUCAGCAGCAAGAGGAGGCGGUCUGCCCCUGUAUAAACAAAGCGCCUCCACCCAGCCCAGAGUCAUAGAUAGAUGGAGUUCGGACGAUGUUCACUGAUGAGUUUCUGCUAUAUGUGAGCCUCACUGAUGUGCUCUUUGUAAUGCCUUUUAGUGAGGCUGCAAAGAAAAAUAGGGUUGUAACAAGAAAGCUACUAAUAUUUUAUUAAUAUUCAGUUGUAAAAUAAUAAAACCUAUUAUUAUUAAUAUACUACCAAUACACAUUAUAACCAUGGAUGAGAUCAUGAAAUAGCAGAGAGGGUGAAACAAUGUCCGAACUCAGGUUGUCUCUGCCCAGCUUUAGCUGUCUUUCCCUGCUGUACUUCUACCCAGAUGAUAGAGGACACUGUAUGUAAUUUAUUAAAUACUUUGAAUGGCAAUGGUUUUAUUUCCUGAAAAAAAAAGAAAAA